Molecule: messenger RNA, 2141 nt
Organism: Porites evermanni
Lineage: Eukaryota; Metazoa; Cnidaria; Anthozoa; Scleractinia; Poritidae
Source: the annotation of a GenBank genome assembly
UUAAAGGUAAAGGAUACUACCCCAACUGGAAUUACAUGUUUAGAUGAUGCUCUUUUCAAACAAAUUAAGAAGCAUCAGGAUAAGUCACCUGAAAAGCCCAAAAAGGUCCAAGAUUAUUUUGAAAAAGAAGUCUGUAUAUGGAAAGAUAAGUCUGAAAAAUCCUGUGCUUACAAAGCGCUGGAUGAUCUUGUGGACCAGGGUAUUCUUGACAAGAAGAAGAAGUUCUUUGGAAUGAAGUAUCCUACUAUACAACCAGGUAAGUCAAUUAAGAAAUUAGCAGGCUAACAUAAAUAAUGUAAGAAUUGCAUGACAGCUAGGGGCUGCAGGACAUUAGUUCUUCAAGUGAUGAGGGUGCUGAAUAAGAAGUGUGUAGGAAACUGAUGGGAGUGGUCCUUAAGGGUAUCUCUCGGUUCAAAUGGGUCUACAUGUAGUUGUUACAUAUAAAAUAAAGAGAGGAUUAAAACACUCAGUUGUCCAGCAAAUCUGUAAAAAAGCUAAAUACAGUGUGUUUUUCACUUUUUGAGCCUGAAAUUCCUGUUAUUUAUUUAUUUGUUUUGGCUUUCCAAUAAUUGAUAUCAGCCAGCCAAUUCCCAAUGUGUGGCACUAAAGGGUAUGGUUUUUAAAGCAAACUCCUUUGGUCGUAAGAAGUGUGCUUUGCAAUCAAAAAGGGAUCAAAAUUAUGUUUUUUUAUGCGUUGAUUUUGACUCAUAUUUUGAAGCUUACUUUUAAAUUAAUCAUUUUUAGUUUACUUAUACAGAUAUCAGUACAAAUUCUUUAUUCGAAAUUAAUAGUUUAUGGGGCAUAAUUAGUGGACAUCGAUAGCUGUAGGUCAGUCAAUUAGCUCUUUAUACAACUGUACUAGGGGUUCACUGUAAGUGGUACCUGUAAACCAGGCCCCAGCUGCUCCAAAGUUGGAUAGCGCUAUCCACCUUAUAUAGCAUUUUAACUCAUGUGGACAGCAGCUAUGCAAAUUUAUUGGAUCCAAAGAAAGCGUUUACAUGAGAAAAAUAUUGAACUCCCACAGGACUUGUUUGGGAACCCAACAUGGCAGACAUGACGUCAUGUGAAAAUGCCCUAUAUAUUACAUGUAUUAAAUCACCAUCCAGUGGGUAAGUAUUUAAAAAAUCCAAUAAAAUAUUCCACUAUCCACUGAGUAGUAAUAAAGCUAUAGUAUAGCACUAUCCACCUUGUAAACAACUGGGGCCUUUUAAUACUUGGCACUCAUCUUGAAGUCAGAGUAAGUAAUGAUAAUUAUUCUAACUUCUAAAAUCCAGCCACAAGUGUUAUCCUUUCGGGGCUAGGGGUUAGUUCAAUAGUACACCUGUAAGGCCAACUUGCUCUUAUAGGGUCCUCCUCUACUCAGCCCCUGGAGCAACAGUGGCCAAGUAGGAUAUUAGGGCCCUGGGUACAAGGUUGAUCAUCAGGUAACAAGACAGUUAUUUCCAUUGGGAUCAUCAUUUUCCCUUGCAAAUGAUUGGUUCAUAAUUUAAUUGCAUUGCAUGUGACUCACACGGCAAUCUAACCCUGUAGGUAGUGUGCAAGAUGACAAAAAGUCAUUGUUGUCAUAUGAAGCUUAAAUCUCCAUCCAAUGGAUAAGGCAACAAUACGGUUUUCCAAAUACUUAUCUGGUACACCAUAGAUAUGAUUUAACUGGUUGAUAGCACUUAAUCCAACUUUUGGACAACCGGAGGAAUUAGGUCUGAGGUUCCUUUUGUUUUUUGUUUUUUUAACUGAAUUACCUGUUGCUGUUUUUGUUUUCUACUUCAUUGCCUGGGUUACUGACAAUCAUUUAUAAAGAACGUCAUGUUUUAACACAACACACAUGAAAUAGGUGUAUAAAUAAAGUGUAUUAAUUUUAACUGACAAAAAAUUAUUUGAAAAAUCAGUUUUCAUGAUUCUGCCUUUGUUUUGCAGAAAAAGAGGCUGCCUUGGUUAAAGAAAUUCGUCAAGUGGCUUUGGAAAAUGUUUCUCCAGAUGCUUAUAUAAGAGCUUUGCUGUUGAUCAUGCGUGCAGUGGAUAACUUCUACGUGCUCUCUGAUCCUCUUCUAAGGAGACAUUUCUCCAAAGAGGAAUACAAGCUAGCCAAAGAGAGAAUCAAGGACCUGGUUGGCCUUGGAAAGAAAAAAGGGGAUUGCAAAUAG